AUGGACCCGAAAGACCUGACGCCGGCACAAUGCGUGCUACUGACCGUCCACCUCGCCUUGGAAUCGAAUAUCAAAGCACUGCACACAUUCACGCCCUCCCGCCUCGACGCCCUCGAUCCUGAGCUCGUCCUGCGCAUACUCCUGACAUAUCUACCGGAGGCUCUCGACCCGCGCGAAUACACGAACUACGUUGAAGAGGUUGCAUCAAGACUAUACGUGAACAUCGAUCGGGAAGACGUGGAAGUCAACACAUCUCCCGUCAAAGACAUCUCGGACGCACAGGCGCAGAAACGUGUCAAGAAGCUCCAUCUCUUGGAAAUACUGUCACCUUCGUUUCCACCUCAUGCGCCGAAAGAUCUACUCACUUGGUUCCUUUGCCAUAGGGCCUAUCGGAUAGAUGCAGAGACUGGUCUCCUGAACCUAGUUCCUGCUUUGAUUGAGCCGUUCAUAAACCGCAAUGACUUCAUCCGGACCUGGUAUAUCUCCGUGGUGCUUCCGUUGCUCAGGUUGGAGGUUGAAUAUUACCCUGAGGACGAGGCGGUUUCUAUGCCAUUGUCGGAUUUCGAGAAAUUGAGCGGCCGGGGAGUUGUGGACGUGUUGAUGAAGAAGGCAUCCGAGCCAGGGGACAGAACCGCUAGCGAGUCGGCAAAGACAGACAACAUCGGAAGAGACAUUAAGAGCCUCGUAGGUCCUUGGAUGUACGGUCACACCGAACGCAAGCGGAGAAGGCUAGACCAUGAUCAUGAGGAAAAGAGCUCGAGUGGCAAUGACAAUGAAAGUGUCGAGAAUGUCGCACUUGGGGUUCGAAAGAUCGCUCUUGAAGGCGUAAGCGCUGAUGACAAGACUGGACACGAUUGGGAGUACAUGUACCGUUGGCUGGUGCAUCAUGCUGUGGACAACUUCGAGCUUGUCUCACGAGCCGUGGAAGAGUGGGAGGGCCCGGGAGAUGUUGAUCUCGGAGGACACGACAGGGGAGGGGUACAUUACCUUGAUGAGGAAGAGCAGCGAAAGUUGGAAUUACAGUACGCUCAAGCUGCAUUUGCGAGCUGUUACGCUGCUCAAGCCAACAGUCCUGAGACUGUCCGCAAAGCCCACGACAUCCUAGCACGACUCGCAGAGCUACUCGAGUUUAUCCCACCCCCUGAUCUAGCGACGAGCGUCGACUCCUUACCUCGUAUCGAGAGACAUGCUACCAAGCUGGAUGAGUCGCAGACCGUCGCAGAUUUACUACCGGAUGCACUGCUGCGCCCUGAGCAUCCUCUGACAACCCCACGACUUGAGGCGUACAUGCUGCUACAGACGAUGGUAUACAGUGCAUACCAAUUCUCCGGACUCGGAUACCCACUGUCGCUGCUAAACGUGGCCAAGCUGCAUUUCUACGCCGAUUCUCAGGAGCAGCUUGACGUGUUGAGACGGAUUCUGCGGCACCUGUCGAAGAAUGGCGCCCGCAAAGACGACACACAAUGGACUGCAGACCGCGCGAAACUGCUCUGGCUCUGGAACUGGGGAAUCGAGCCUGACGACAACGAUCAGUCGAACGAGGGUUGCGGUGUGCUGGGAAAGAUUCCUAAGGAAGCGUUCGAGGAAGAGAUGCUCAAGACUUUUGUCGACACAAGCUGCUUCGAGUUGAUAGGUAGUCUCUACAUUUCUGAUCCAUCGCACGCAUUGCUGUCGCCCUCGCGGGUAGAACAGAUCAUCCUGGAUAAGGCAAUGGAGGCAUACGACAGUGCAAGCAACGGCAACAGAACAAGAGGGGGAGUGAAGCGAGCCAACGAGAUCAUCACUGCCUUUCGCCCACGCUUCCCCAGCAGCACCAAGUUUGAAGAAGCCGCAGCGCUCAUUUCUGCCACACAUGCCCUGUCUUUCUAUUCUCUGACCUUGCAACACGGCGUUCCCUUCCAGCCAGUCAGCAUCCGAGUCAGUCAUGACCCGAUAUCUCUAAUCAGCAAAGUUCUCGAACAGAACCCGAGAAGUUACACCCAGCUGGACGACCUCAUUGAGAUUGCUCGCAACCUUGUCUCAGCAGGUUUGCAUUUCGACGAGGAUGAUGAGCAUGCCUUGAACGGUUCUGAACCAGCAGACCCGGAUUCCGUUGCGAAGCGUAGGAAAGAUGCCGAGCGACGAGUAACUUUCAUGGCGAUACAAGCUGCGCUCCAGGAGCACGAUUUCGAGACCGCAUAUUCAUACAUUGUCAGCAGACUCACACCCUCUGGUGCAGACAUAAACGGUCCAAACAAUGACAGAAGACCUAAACACCAAAAGAGCUCCAGUCGAUCGAAGAACGAGCCUGAUGAUGACAUUUCAUGGCGAGCAGCCUUCCUGGCGGGCCGAUAUCGUCCACAAGAGAGCUCACCGACUCUUCGCCGCCUAGAGCAACGUACAGAACUACUUUCACUGGCACUCCUCCUUGCGCCUGGCUCCGCGCUCACCGAGAUCCUAGCCGCGUGGCGUCGCUGCGAAGAGGAGAUGACAUCCCUUCAGCUUGCCCAACAGGAGGCAGAGGAUGAAUUCGACGACAGAGCCGACAAGCGAAUGAGUAGUGGCCCAUCUGCGCUCCCGGGCAACUUUACCGUUGGAGGCGAGCAACCGCAAUUGAUCCUCAACCAAAAACGUCGCGAGAUGGGACGUAUCGGCGCCGCGAACAGGGGCAACGAUGAGACGCCAUUGAGCAUGUUCGAUCUCACUCGGAAUGCUGCGAGAGCUUUCAGUAAGAACGCGUUCCCGUUGCAGGGCGCUGCGAGAUCGUCGGGAGAGCAAGAGAGGUCCAUGGAGGCGAGCACGGGGAGUCUAGGAAGUGAUAGGCCGACGAGUCCGACCGAUGCUCAGCAGAGAGUGAGGAAGAGGGACAUGGUUGCCAAUGCGGCGAGUGGUGCACUUGCCAGUGGUCUUGGCUGGGUGCUUGGAGCAACGCCUAAUCAGCAGCAGCAACAGCAGCAGCAUUAA
This is a messenger RNA of Zasmidium cellare ATCC 36951, 2943 nucleotides long. RefSeq lists its product as uncharacterized. The coding region runs from base 1 to 2943 and encodes 980 amino acids. The transcript is spliced from 3 exons. NCBI's taxonomy places the organism in Eukaryota, Fungi, Ascomycota, Dothideomycetes, Mycosphaerellales, Mycosphaerellaceae. Gene Ontology annotation, biological process: retrograde vesicle-mediated transport, Golgi to endoplasmic reticulum. The record is from RefSeq and is a predicted model, not a curated record.